Messenger RNA from Aspergillus puulaauensis, 1227 nucleotides. Its product is annotated as TDT family transporter. Gene Ontology annotation, cellular component: plasma membrane. Lineage: Eukaryota; Fungi; Ascomycota; Eurotiomycetes; Eurotiales; Aspergillaceae. Gene Ontology annotation, biological process: sulfite transmembrane transport; transmembrane transport. The coding region runs from base 1 to 1227 and encodes 408 amino acids. The transcript has 5 exons. Gene Ontology annotation, molecular function: sulfite transmembrane transporter activity. The record is from RefSeq and is a predicted model, not a curated record.
AUGUUCGAUUCGUCAGGAACACAGGCGGCUUUUGACAAGCCAGCUACACGUCAGCCAUGCUCUAGGCAACAGGGCGCAGAGGACGCCAAACUUUCCCAAUGGCGAUACAUUGUGCAGAACUUUACACCAGCCUGGUUCUCUGUAAACAUGGGAACAGGGAUCGUCUCGAUUCUCCUCAACACCCUGCCCUACAACGGAACAUGGCUUUACUGGCUAUCGAUCAUAAUAUUUGCCCUCAACGUGCUCCUCUUCGGCAUCUUUCUCUCAAUAACUGCCAUCCGUUAUAUCCUCUAUCCUGAUAUCUUCCCUGUGAUGGUGGCCCACCCGGCCCAGUCUCUCUUCCUCGGAACGCUGCCCAUGGGCUUCGCUACGAUCGUGAACAUGUUCGUGUUCGUCUGUGUCCCGGCCUGGGGUGAAUGGGCGGCCUACUUCGCCUGGGCCAUGUGGAUCGCAGAUGCUAUUGUGUCAGUCCUGACGUGCUUCGGGAUCCCAUUUAUCAUGAUGACACGAAAGUCCGAAGCAGAUCUUUCAGCAAUGGGAGCCGCCUGGCUGCUGCCGAUUGUAGCAUGCGUCGUCGCCGCAGCUUCAGGAGGCAUAGUCGCCGAGGUCCUGCCUGAUCCGCAGUAUGCCCUGGCUACCAUCCUCGCCAGUUAUAUCCUCUGGGGUGUAGGGGUUCCGCUCGCUCUCAUGGUGAUUGUCAUCUACCUCCACCGCCUGAUGCUGCACAAGCUGCCCCCGAAGGCCAUUAUCGUUAGCACAUUCCUGCCUGUCGGGCCUCUUGGACAAGGAGGAUACGGAAUCCAAAAACUAGGAAACGUCGCCCGCGAAAUCCUUCCAAAGACGCACACCCUACACCCUGGAACUGGGGAGACACUAGACGACAUGGGCUUCCUGAUCGGGCUGCUGCUCUGGGCCUUUGGCUCACUCUGGCUCUUCUUCGCCGUCAGUUCGAUUCUCCGGGUCCGGAAGUUCCCAUUUAAUCUCGGCUGGUGGGCGUUUACUUUCCCGCUGGGGGUAUUCACGACAUGCACGACGCAGCUUGGGCGGGAUUUGCCCUCGAGGUUCUUUGCUGUUUUGGGGACGGUUUUCUCUGUGUGCGUGGUCUUGCUGUGGAUUGUGGUUUCGGGGCUCACCGUUCAUGGCAUUUAUAACCAGACUCUGUUCGUGGCGCCUUGUCUGAAAGAUCUACGAGAGAAGCGAGAGCGGAAUCUUGAGGCUGGGAGGUGA